UUAUUGUACACGGCAACAGGAGAGAUUGGAACACCAGCGACCCGACAUACUACUGAUGCCGAGAUAAAACAUUAGGAGAUUAAUUUGAAGGGAUAUCAAGAUGAGGUGUAAGAUGUGGACUUUAAUUGUAUUUUCUCUCGUAAUAUCCGACGUGGAUAGCUUGAAAGAAGAAGUCCCCUUAUUCGAGCAUCUGCUUAAGCAGUACAAACCUACAUCUCGCCCUGUCCUAGCACAAAACAAUACAAUAAAUGUCACAAUGGAUCUAGCACUAAACCAACUGAGGGAUCUGAAUGAACCUGACCAAUAUUUAUUAGUGGUCGUCUGGUUUCGAUACUGGUGGAUUGAUGAACAUCUCACAUGGGAUCCCAAUGAAUGGAGUAACAUUACCGAACUUCGGUUUCACAGAGAUGAAAUUUGGAAACCCGACAUAAUGAUAUAUAAUCAUGCAGAUGAAGAACGCCAUUCUGCAGAGGUUCUAGGAGAGUAUUUUAUCAACGUAUACAGUAAUGGUAGUGUCUAUUGGCCUGUCCCCGCAAUGAUAAAAACCACAUGUAAAGUUGACGUAACGUACUACCCCUUUGACACACAGAGGUGUCCAAUCAAAUUUGGCUCUUGGAGCUACCAUGGGUUUCACCUUGAUUUGCAUCCUAAGAAUGACACAGGAGAUCUAACGAAUUUCAUUUCGCAUGGCGAAUGGAAAAUUUUAGAAUUUCCCGCUGUUAGGACAUCUUUACUUUACGGUUGUUGUGAUGAACCAUACAUUGAUGUCACGUACACCGUUGUCAUGCAACGCAAACCUAUGUUUUACAUCUUUAAUCUGAUGUUACCCUGUGUCCUGUUGAUGGGGGUUGCCAUGCUGGUGUUUUAUUUGCCAUCAGAGUCCGGAGAAAAGGUGUCACUAGCAGUUACGUUGCUGUUAUCCAUGACUGUGUUUUUGCUGGUAAUAGCGGAGAAUAUGCCUCCUACAUCAGAUGUCAUACCAUUAAUAGGUCAAUUCUUUGGUGCUACGAUCGUCAUACUUGGAUUAUCUACCGUUCUAACGGUGAUACAAUUGAAUAUACACUUUAAUGGCGAGCAUGGGUUAAAGGUGCCAACAGCCGUGCGGAAGAUCGUACUGGUCUACAUGGCUAAACCAGUCGGUAUGAGACGCUUAGUUGCUUUCCACCUUGAAAGACUGAAGGCAUAUGAUGAAGUAGAUGAGGAUAUCAGACAGAGCAUCUGUGAUUUACAAGGGCCAGAUAUCAUGCAACUUUACAACACCAGAACAAAGGUGCAAAAAAUUGAAUCCCUGUCAGGCAUGGUCCUAGGGUCACUAGGGGUAAAUAGCUUAAAGGAGGAGAUGCCACUGUUUCACCACUUACUGAAGGAAUACAAAGCUACGUCACGGCCAGUUCUUGCACAGACAACAGCAAUAAAUGUAACCAUGGAUUUAGCUCUAAACCAACUGAGGGACUUGAAUGAGCCUGAUCAGUACUUGAUGGCGGGUGUCUGGUUUCGAUAUUGGUGGAUUGAUGAACAUCUUACAUGGGAUCCUGAGGAGUGGAGUAACAUUACUGAACUUCGGUUUCUCAAAGAUGAAAUCUGGAAUCCAGAUAUACUGAUAUUUAACCAUGCAGAUGAAGAACGCCUUGCUAGUGAAGUCUUAGGAAACUACACAAUCUACGUGUACAGUGAUGGUCGUGCCUUUUGGCCUGUCCCCGCCAUGAUAAAAACCACGUGCAAAGUUGAUGUCACAUACUACCCUUUCGACACACAGAGGUGUCCAAUCAAAUUUGGCUCAGGAAGCUAUCACGAGUUUCACCUUGAUAUUUAUCCGAAGAGCUGUACUGGGGAUAUCAAAUCUUUUGUCAACCAUGGCGAAUGGAAAAUCUUAGAAAUGCCUGCAAUAAGAAAAUCUUUGAAUAAAGAACCAUACGUUGAGGUAACGUACACAGUUGUUAUGCGACGCAAGCCUAUGUUUUACAUCUUGAAUCUGAUGUUGCCUUGUAUUGUUUUGGUGGGUAUGGCCUUGCUGGUCUUCUACUUGCCACCAGAGUCGCAGGAAAAGGUGUCGCUUUCAGGAACGUUGCUGUUAUCGAUGACAGUGUUUCUGUUAGUAAUAGCAGAAAACAUGCCUCCUACAUCAGACGUCAUACCUCUUAUAGGUCUGUUCUUUGGUGCUUCGAUCGUCAUAGUUGGAUUGUCGACCAUAUUAACAGUUAUGCAACUGAACAUUCACUUCUAUGGAGUGCAUGGGUUAAAGGUACCCUCAGCAGUGCGGAAGAUCGUACUGGUAUACAUGGCUAAACCAGUCGGUAUGAGACGCUUAGUUGCUUUCCAUCUUGAAAGAUUAAAGGCAUAUGAUGCAGUAGAUGAGGAUAUCAGACAGAGUAUCUGUGAUUUACAAGGGCCGGAUAUCAUGCAACUUUACAGCACUAGAACAAAGGUGCAAAGAAUUGAAUCCCUGUCAGGAAACUCGUCUCCGUUACCUAUGUCAACGCUGGGUACUACGUCCCGUACGUUGUCCCCCAGUUUCGGAUCAGUAAGUCCAAGGUCGUCAGGUGAUAACCGUUAUGGUGCAAGGUCACCAUUUGAACCGUCGAUGCAAAAUAAUGUUGUGACCGGGCAAACCAAUUCGAUUCUUUUGGACAUUCUACGAAACAUGGAAGAAAUGAACAACUUUCUUAGUAAUGAAAAGGAAGAAAAGGAAACAAGAGGUUUACACAAGCACGAAUGGCAACUGGUUGCUAUGGUAACGGACAGGUAUAUGUUGAUAGGAAUGGUUGUAUUGACUCUCGUAACGAUUCUUGUGAUUUUUCUGGGACCACGGGAUUAUUCGAAGGGGAUUUACUGGGAAGAAAUAACUUCAUGA
Molecule: messenger RNA, 2851 nt
Organism: Owenia fusiformis
Lineage: Eukaryota; Metazoa; Annelida; Polychaeta; Sabellida; Oweniidae
Source: the annotation of a GenBank genome assembly